Molecule: messenger RNA, 1441 nt
Organism: Dinoponera quadriceps
Lineage: Eukaryota; Metazoa; Arthropoda; Insecta; Hymenoptera; Formicidae
Product: DET1- and DDB1-associated protein 1
Exons: 4
Coding region: 80-445 (121 amino acids)
Biological process (GO): positive regulation of proteasomal ubiquitin-dependent protein catabolic process
Cellular component (GO): Cul4-RING E3 ubiquitin ligase complex
Source: RefSeq, a predicted model, not a curated record
AGUGUUGUGUGUAUUGUGAAUUGUGUUUCUCGUUCUUUCGCCCGCAUAGUUGCCUUCUUAUCGAUUUUAGAGGUUACAUAUGUCGUCUUCAGGAUUUGAAAAGCAAUGUUUACGUCAAGUAGUUUCUAAUUUUUCGUCUGUUGCAGAAUUUUUGGAAGGUCUCCCUUCUCACAACGAGAACAACUUUGCAAAUUUUCAUACUGACAAUGGAAAUCGGACAUGCGUCAAGAGACCAUCUGUAUAUCUUCCUACUAAGGAUUAUCCUUCAGAACAAAUUAUAGUUACUGAGAAAACCACCAUCUUAUUGAGGUACCUUCACCAACAAUGGGAUAAGAAGAAUGCAGAUAGAAAAAGAGAAUUUUUGUCUACUAAUGGCGAUUCACAAGAUGAUGGAUCCACAGUACGUAGUAAAAGGCCACGACUCGAUCUGAACAAUUCCCUUUAAAAUACCUCACAUUUUUUCGUAUGAAUGUAUAUUCUUGAAUAAUCAACAUUUGUAUGCGAUCUAAAUCAAUUAUUCGGGAAAACGUUAUUCAUGGCACAAGAUUACAUUGGACAAAUAUAUGAAAGUAAAGCAUACCAUUUCAAAGAAUAAUUUUAAUUAUUUUCUAUUAAUAUCAUUUUUAUAUACAAUGUUCAUAUAUUUCAUUGUAAUGUACAAAGUAUGAAUGUGCAAGUUUAUGAUCAUAAAUAUCCAUGUUCGUAUGAACCGUGUUCCAUACAUUGCCUACUUAAAUCAAUAUUGGCAAUGUAGCGAAAACAUUCUUUUUUUUGUAUUGUGAUAAUUUUAUUUACAUUAUUUUUUUGUCAUGCAAUUGUAUUCAUAUUGUAGAAAAUUUGUUUAGUAUUAUGUAAGGAUUUUAAUUGAAAUCGAUCUUAAUUAAUAUACUUACGUUUAUAUUAUAUGCUUUUGCUUGUAUAAGAAUUAUUUAUUAUUAAAAAACGCAAAAUUAAAUUUAUGAUGAGUAACUUAUGUGCUUUCUACAAAACACAUUCUUACCAUAUAAGGUAUAUGUUUCAUCAUUUAUCUCGUUUGUAAGAUGUUUUUAUAUAAAGAAUUUUUUAUAUAAUCGCUGUUGAGUGUACUUACAUAAUUUGGUAUAUUUAUUAAAUUAUUCUUUCUCCCUCUCUCUCUCUCUCUCGUAAAUUUUAUAAGUAUAUAUUACAUAUAAAUCCAAAUGAAUUCCCAAUGCUUAAAAACAAUAUCGACAAUACUGCGUUAAUAAGCGUAAGGAUGUCUUCACAAAAUUCAACAUUUUAUCAAAAUGAUUUGUACCAUGAUCAAACAGUUUAUAUCAAAAUAUAUAAUUAAGACCAUGUCACACAAAGAUGUAAGCAGUAAGCACAUUGACCACAAUCUCAAUUAAUUAUUCUUCUCCUCUCUUUCUCUCCUUACAGUCCAAGAAUAAUUAACUGUGAUUAAUCAAUUUGCUUCCUGAGA